This is a messenger RNA of Tachyglossus aculeatus (Australian echidna), 5017 nucleotides long. It is a transcript of the gene GLI3, whose product is annotated as GLI family zinc finger 3. The record is from RefSeq and is a predicted model, not a curated record. Gene Ontology annotation, molecular function: DNA-binding transcription factor activity, RNA polymerase II-specific; RNA polymerase II cis-regulatory region sequence-specific DNA binding. The coding region runs from base 226 to 5004 and encodes 1592 amino acids. The transcript has 16 exons. Gene Ontology annotation, biological process: smoothened signaling pathway; regulation of transcription by RNA polymerase II. Lineage: Eukaryota; Metazoa; Chordata; Mammalia; Monotremata; Tachyglossidae. Gene Ontology annotation, cellular component: nucleus.
UUGGGGAGGGGAAGGGCCUUGACAGCGGUGGAGGCGGUGAAGAGGCAGCAGAUUGGUCCCAAUUAUGGAUUGGAUUUCAUGUUCUGCAAAAGUAUCAGACUCACUUGACCCUACUGUCCUAUUUCUAAGCUAAGCAGUGGACUAGAGCCAAGAAACUCUUGUGUUUCUAAAUGAUACCUUGAGGUGGUGUUAGUGGGACGAGAGCUGAAGUAAUGAGAAGCUAUCAUGGAGGCCCAUUCUCACAGCUCUACUACAACUGAAAAGAAAAAAGUUGAGAAUUCCAUCGUGAAAUGCUCCAGUCGGACAGAUGUCAGUGAGAAAGCUGUUGCCUCCAGCACAACUUCCAAUGAGGAUGAAAGUCCUGGGCAGACGUAUCACAGAGAGAGAAGAAACGCCAUCACAAUGCAAGCACAGACUGGGCCAGGCCUCAGCAAAAUCAGUGAGGAGCCAUCCACAUCCAGCGAAGAAAGAGCCUCUUUAAUCAAGAAGGAGAUCCAUGGAUCUCUGUCCCACCUUACCGAUCCAUCAGUACCUUACCGGGGGACAGUGUUCACUAUGGAUCCCAGGAAUGGUUACAUGGAGCCUCAUUACCACCCACCUCAUCUCUUUCCAGCAUUCCACCCUCCUGUACCAAUUGAUGCAAGACAUCAUGAGGGUCGAUACCAUUAUGAACCCUCUCCCAUUCCUCCACUUCAUGUUAGUCCGACGUACUCAGACCUGCCCUUCAUUAGAAUCUCCCCGCACAGAAAUCCAGCCGCGACCUCGGAGUCUCCUUUCAGCCCUCCCCACCCUUACAUUAACCCCUACAUGGACUACAUCCGAUCCCUGCACAGCAGCCCUUCUCUGUCUAUGAUCUCAGCGGCCCGCGGCCUGAGCCCCACCGACGCACCACAUGCUGGAGUCAGCCCAGCAGACUAUUAUCACCAGAUGGCUCUUCUGGCAGGACAGCGCAGCCCCUAUGCGGACAUCAUCCCUUCCGCCGCCACAGCAGGUGCCGGGGCUCUCCACAUGGAAUACCUUCACGCCAUGGAAAGCACCAGAUUUCCCAGCCCAAGGUUGUCAGCUAGGCCCAGCCGGAAACGGACGCUGUCCAUAUCACCGCUAUCGGAUCAUAGUUUUGACCUCCAGACCAUGAUUCGAACAUCUCCCAACUCCUUGGUCACAAUUCUUAAUAAUUCUCGUAGCAGCUCCUCAGCCAGUGGCUCUUAUGGCCACUUGUCUGCAAGUGCAAUAAGUCCUGCUUUGAGUUUUACCUACCCACCCACGCCCGUGUCUCUACAACACAUGCAUCAGCAAAUCAUCAGCCGGCAGCAGAGUUUAGGUUCGGCCUUCGGUCACAGUCCCCCGCUCAUCCAUCCCGCCCCAACGUUUCCCACCCAGAGACCUAUCCCAGGAAUCCCCGGUGUCCUGAACCCCAUCCAAGUCAGUUCUGGUCCUUCGGAGUCCACGCAGCAGAGCAAGCCAACGAGUGAGUCUGCAGUGAGCAGCACUGGCGAUCCAAUGCACAACAAGCGUUCCAAGAUGAAACCUGAUGAAGAGCUCCCCAGUCCAGGUGCAGGAAGCCUGCAGGAACAGCCAGAAGGAAUGACUCUGGUCAAGGAGGAAGGUGACAAAGAUGAAAGCAAACAAGAGCCUGAAGUGGUCUAUGAGACUAACUGCCAUUGGGAAGGCUGCGCGAGAGAGUUUGACACACAGGAACAGCUCGUGCAUCACAUAAACAACGAUCACAUUCAUGGAGAAAAGAAAGAGUUUGUAUGUCGGUGGCUGGAUUGCUCAAGAGAGCAGAAACCAUUCAAAGCUCAGUAUAUGUUGGUGGUGCAUAUGAGGAGACACACAGGCGAGAAACCACACAAAUGCACUUUUGAAGGUUGUACAAAGGCCUACUCCAGGCUAGAAAACUUGAAAACCCACUUGCGAUCUCACACUGGAGAGAAACCAUACGUCUGUGAGCAUGAAGGCUGCAACAAAGCAUUCUCGAAUGCAUCGGAUCGAGCUAAGCACCAGAACCGAACUCAUUCCAAUGAGAAACCGUAUGUGUGCAAGAUCCCAGGCUGCACAAAACGCUACACAGAUCCCAGCUCCCUCCGGAAACACGUGAAGACGGUCCACGGCCCCGAGGCGCACAUCACCAAGAAGCAGCGUGGUGACGUCCACCCUCGUCCUCCACCCCCCCGAGACUCUGGAAGCCAUUCCCAAUCCAGGUCACCUGGCCAGCACACUCAGGGGACGGUUGGCGAGCAGAAGGACAUCAGCAAUACUACCUCAAGACGGGAAGAAUGCCUGCAAGUGAGAACUGUCAAGUCCGAGAAACCGAUGACAUCUCAGCCAAGCCCUGGUGGUCAGUCUUCAUGCAGCAGCGAACAGUCCCCCCUCAGCCACUAUUCCAACAGUGGGAUCGAACUUCAUCUGACCAAUGGAGGUAGUGUAGGAGACCUCAGUGCCAUAGAUGAAACCCCAAUCAUGGACUCAACCAUUUCCACCGCAACCUCAGCACUUGGCUUGCAAGCCAGAAGGAACGUGACAGGGACUGAAUGGAUGGAGCAAGUGAAAUUGGAAAGGUUGAAACAAGUUAAUGGAAUGCUUCCGCGCCUGAACCCCAUUCCACCUCCCAGAGCCCCUGCCCUUUCUCCUCUCAUUGGAAACGGCAUCCAGUCCAACCCCAGCUGCAGCUUGGGAGGGCCCCUGACGAUCCUGCCCCACAGAAACGAGCUGUCGAGCGUGGACAUCACCGUGCUGAACCUGCUGAACAGGCGGGACAGCAACACGAGCACCAUCAGUUCGGCCUACCUGAGCAGUCGCCGCUCGUCCGGGAUCUCCCCUUGCUUCUCCAGCCGAAGAUCCAGCGAGGCCUCCCAAGCGGAGGGCCGGCCCCAGAAUGUGAGCGUGGCCGACUCCUACGACCCCAUCUCCACCGAUGCCUCCCGGCGGUCGAGCGAGGCCAGCCAGUGCGAUGGCCUACCGAGCCUCCUCAGCCUCACUCCAGCCCAGCAGUACCGCCUGAAGGCCAAGUAUGCGGCCGCGACCGGCGGACCCCCGCCCACCCCACUGCCCAAUAUGGAGAGGAUGAGCAUGAAGACCCGGAUGGCCCUGCUGGGUGACUGCAGGGAAUCGGGGGUCUCCCCACUGCCCCCGGUCCACCCUCCCCGGAGGUGCAGCGACGGCGGGCCGAACGCUUUCGGCCGUCGGCACCUGCUGCCUCAGGACGUGCUGGGGAACGGGGUGAGGAGGGCCAGUGACCCCGUCCGCACCGUCUCCGAGAACCUCGCUCUGCCACGGGUUCAGCGCUUCAACAGCCUGAACAGCUUUAACCCUGCCGUUUUGCCUCCGUCCUCGGAGAAACGCAACCUCGCCCUCCAGAACUACACCCGCCCCGAAGGCGGUCUGUUCCGUAACUUCCACUCGUCCCCCUGCCCCCCGAGCAUCAGCGAGAACGUCCCCCUGGAGGCCCUGACGGUGGAGCCCGAUGCCAGCCUCCACGACGAGGACUUCCUGCCUGACGACGUGGUGCAGUAUUUGAAUGCCCAGAGUCAGGGCGGAGGGUACGAGCCUCACCUCCAGGGCCACGUUCCCGAUGCCAACAAGGCCCCGCAUGGGACGCUGAUGGGAACUGGGCCCGGUGGAUUGGAGCAGGCCCACCUGCCGGAAGGGCAGCUCGGCCAGCCGUAUCACGCUCCGGAGCAGGCCGCCGAGGAAGCGAGUAAGAGCAACCUGCCCAUCCAGUGGAACGAGGUCAGCUCGGGAAGCGCCGAUCCCAUGCCCUCAAAGUUCAGAUGCAGCCAGCGCCCACCUGGGCCCCAAGCCCGAGCCUUUGGACUGUACAACAACAUGGCUAGCCAGCCUCGGAACCUCCUGAGGAACGGGGCGGGGGCGGGCCAACCCAACGGCUAUCAGCAGCUUGUGGAAAACCACAAUGGCUACGGCCCCCAGGAGCACCUGCUAGUCACCGGCCCCUCUGGGGGUACCGGCGCGUCUGGCAGAGCUCUCCAUUUCCAGCCCGGGAAGGCCCAGCACUAUGGGGAGAGUUUCAACCAGCAGCCGAUGGUUUCUGGGGGCCUGGAUGGUUCCUGUGGAGUCGCGAUCCAAGGGCAGAAGCUGAGAAGCAGCAACGGGCCCACGAACGGAAACCCACCGAGCUUUGGCCCACCGACGGGGCCGAAGCUGCCAUGCGGAGUCAGCAGCUUGGCCAACGAGGCGCAGAGUCGGAUAGCGCUGGAACCGGGCUACCUGCAGGGUCAGCCCGGAGGAGAAGGCGUCCACUUCCAGGGAGUUGGGCGCUCCGGUCAGAUGAUGUUAGGACCGGUCAGUCCUACCUCGCAGGCCAGCCCGUGUCAAGGGCCGCAGAACUGCCUCCCAGCCCCCCACGGCCUCGGCAACCAGCCAUCGGGUCUGGCGGCCACCAAGGGCUACCAGCCGUGCCCCAACUUCGGGGGCAUCAGGCGACAAAACAUGCUGAGGAACAGCUUAGCCCAGCCCCCAGGACACGUCGGUGAGGCCAACCCUGCUUGCAGGGUAAACGGCAUUAAGACAGAGGCGCAAAGUCAGCCCCAGCCGCUCUGCUCCAAUACUCAGAAUUACUCUGGUCAGUUCUAUGACCAGACCAUGGGCUUUAGUCAGCAAGACAUGAAAACAGGUUCUUUCUCCAUUUCAGAAGCUAACUGUCUGCUACAAGGGACUGGGCCUGCAAACUCCUCCGAGCUGCUUUCCCCAGGCACUAACCAGGUGUCCAGCACGGUUGACAGCCUUGACGGCAGCAGCUUGGAAGGGGUGCAGAUUGAUUUUGAUGCCAUCAUAGAUGACGGGGAUCAUGCCAGUUUAAUUUCGGGAGCCCUGAGUCCGAGUCUCAUUCAGAAUCUUUCCCACAAUUCCUCCCGCCUCACCACUCCACGAGCGUCUCUUACAUUCCCAGGCUUGCCAGUUGGCACGACCAACAUGGCUAUUGGGGACAUGAGUUCUUUGCUGACCUCCCUUGCAGAAGAAAGCAAGUUUCUUGCUGUUAUGCAGUAGACAUUGGGAAACA